CGGAUCCGGCUAAAUCCUCCACUUGCGCUCCGAGCGGCUGGCUGAGCGCGUCCUGUGCCACAUGAAGCGCUUCCCGGCGACGCACAUGAAACCGGACUGAUACUGGACACAGCGGGAGACUGAACUUCUUCACUCUUGUAUUUUAUUUUUUCCCUCGUUCGUCUGUGUACUUUCUUUCUUUUUAAAAAAAAAAAUAUACCUAUGCCUUACUCAGAGGAAAGUGGACAUUUUUAACUUUUCUUUUCCUCGCAGAACGCAGCCCGUCGUCAGCUUCAUCUGAAGCAAACCAAGGUUUAAAAUGAACGAAGGACUUGACACCAACUUGACUCAACUCUAUGACAACUGGACAUUUUACAACUCCUCGGUGGAGUCCGUCAUACCCAGGAACAACAUCACGUAUGUCGGAUUUUACCUGCAUCAGCCAUCGACAGCUGCCAUCUUCAUCGUGUCCUAUCUGCUCAUCUUCCUCGUGUGCAUGGUGGGGAACGGAGUGGUCUGCUUCAUUGUGCUGCGGAGCAAAAACAUGCGGACUGUCACCAACUUGUUCAUUCUAAAUCUUGCUGUGAGUGACCUCCUGGUUGGGAUUUUCUGCAUGCCCACAACACUUCUUGACAACAUAAUUACAGGAUGGCCUUUUGGAAGCCUGGUCUGCAAAAUGAGCGGCAUGGUUCAAGGGAUCUCUGUGUCAGCAUCUGUAUUCACUCUGGUCGCGAUUGCUGUUGACAGAUUCAGAUGCAUUGUCUACCCAUUCAAGCAAAAGCUGACCAUAUCAACAGCCACCUUGAUCAUAGUCAUUAUCUGGGUUCUGGCCAUAUCCAUCAUGUGUCCCUCUGGGGUGAUGCUACAAGUGACCAAGGAGCAGACCAUCCGUGUGUUACUGGGCUAUGACAACAAAACGAGCCCGUUCUAUUGGUGCAGAGAGAACUGGCCAAACCAGGAAAUGAGGAAGAUUUAUACCACUGUCCUGUUUGCAAAUAUCUACCUUGCCCCUCUUUCUCUCAUCGUGAUCAUGUACGCCCGGAUUGGCAUUACUCUUUUCAAAACAGCGGUCCCGACGGGAGGAAAGCCGGGCCACGACAACCGCCACACUGUGUCGAAGAAAAAACAAAGGGUGAUUAAGAUGCUUCUUAUAGUUGCUUUGCUUUUCAUCCUCUCCUGGCUGCCUCUGUGGACUCUCAUGAUGCUGAGCGACUAUGCCAGCCUGACUGAGCAGCAGUACAGAAUCAUCAACAUUUACAUUUACCCCUUUGCCCACUGGCUAGCCUUCUUCAACAGCAGCGUCAACCCCAUCAUCUACGGUUUCUUCAACGAGAAUUUCCGCAGAGGAUUUCAAGCCGUGUUCAAGUUCAGCCUGUGCACGGCGGAUGGACAGCGGAGGAAAACCUACUCGCACAGGCUGCAGGGAAACUCUGUGCUCCCAGCCAACAAUGUACAAACCUCUCUGGAGCCUAUUUCUCUCAACAGCCUGGAUAAGAACUCUUCAAGGAGACUCAACCAUGUCACUGAACAGGAUUUAGUCAUGGAAGACUUGGAAAAGGCAUCGUGCAGUAGCGGGGGUGUGACUGCAGUGUCAAUUUGAAGACACACACUGAGACAUUCUUCAAGGUGAUAAGUAAAGGUGUUCAUAUUUCAAGAAAAUUGCCCCUGAUUAUUCAAACUGCGAGGCUCACCUGAAUAGGUUUUAGAAUCUGAUGUUUAUAUGCAACUUAUCCAUGACAAUUUUAAUACUGGCAACAAAAAAAGAGUACCAAACAGAGGCUGUCCUGCACCACUUAAAAACCAGCAGGGCACCUCAGAGUGUUUGCUCCUGACAGACUAACAUGUCUGAAAUUUUAUCACCAGUUUGAAAAGAGAAUACUCAAUUUGGUCGUUUAUCUUUAUUUAUCACCUUCCAGCCACAAGAUUUAUGUUGCACAUAUUGUGCCAUGUUUAAGAUGGAAGCAGGGUGGGACUGUAGCUGUCUACAAAGGGAGAACAAAACUUAAAGCUCUUGUUGCCCAGUGCAUAAUUAAUCAGGAUUGGUUGAUAUUGCACUGAUACUAGGCUACUGUCCUGUUCCAUGACAUACCUUAUAAAAACUGUAUGUAUAAAUGUAUAAAGAUGCAUCAAACAUAUGUACUGUGAUGUUUGCAGAGCAGAUUUCAAAAGUAAAGUGACAACUCAAAUAUACUUUAUUAAUUUAAAUUCCCUGUGGCCUUUGAAAUAAAGCUGUGUCAGAUUUAGUUUGGAAAAAAAACAAGUUUUAAUGAAGGCUUAAAGUUCAAAAGGGCUCAAACAUCAAAUCAAACAACACAACUUUUAGACCCUCAGUUUUUCUUGUCUUUUCACUCACUGUUAGAUCGUCGCAGCAGCAUGUCUCAUUUCACUGUCAGAGAAUUAGCCCCCAGACCUCCGAGCCUGAUUAUUAGACUGAGUUUUGUUUCCACUUCUUUACUUAGUGUGAAAUUGAGUUUAAGUUUGCAGUUGUCUGUUUGAGAAGGGGGGAUUAGUUUGUGUUGUCCAAGCCAAUCAGUAAAGAGUAACAUAUCUGUCGCACCAACAUCAUCACUUAUCAACUUAUUUGUAAUGUCGACAGAAAAUAUAUGCUGACUCAAGAGUUAAUUUCCGAGAGUCGGCAGCUGCGUUGGUCUCAUUCACACCUGUGACCGUUUUUGUGGCCAUUUUUCUGCCCCUGAUCUUCUGGCUAAGAUGCAGGAAGGUGACAGAUCCUUAUACUAAAUCCUGGGCACAGCUCAGACUGGCUCGACUGUGUUCCCAACUGGGGAAAAGAGCUGUCAGUUAAGUCCAGCCACAGACUUAUUUGAACUGCUGAGGAAAAAAAUAAAAAUGUGGACAGUGAUACAGAGGAUUUGGAACCAGACUAAAGCCAACUGGUGGUACAGAAUGUAAAAUGUAGCUGACUGAGGCUGUUAUAUGUCUUGAGGUUGGAGCACUUUGUUUAUGGCAAUUAAUCUAAUGUCUAACAAUUAAUCCUAAUGAUUUUAUGGUAAUGUUAUGAUUAAGAUAAUGAUUUGUUGUUGUUAAAAUGCUAGAGCCUUUAAUUACAAAGCUGUUAUUUACACAAGGGACAGUUAGCUUGUCUCAGUUGGUGAAAAUCCUUCACCUUUGCCAUUAAAAUUACAGUUUUAUUUAAUGAUACAGUAGGAAACCAGACAAAAUUUGCACAAAAACGUAAAGGGCCACUUCUGCACAUGACACACAUUAACACUGUUCAUUAGUUUUUGUUUGUUUGUUGUAAUCAGGCUUGAGAAAGACAGUUCUGUGCAGAAGAGAGAAGAAAGCUAUGAUUACAAUUGUAUGUGAACCAUCUGCUGACAAAUAAAACUUUUAUCCAGGCUUUUACUCUGAAAUCUGCCCCAUAAACAUGCACAUAUAAGUGUAAUGAUGCUGGAUUAAACAUUAUUUAUUCAUGAAUAUCUCAUGAGCCUAUUAUGAAUGUGCCAUGUAAAUCUCAGAUUAAGUGUUUCGCUGUUGUUUUUUAUCUCUCUAUGAACAGUGUUGUGCAAAGAACCUGUACAGUAAAUAGGGAAAAACACAGGGGGCCCGCAUCGGCCCCAAAACAUGUAUUGUCCACUGUAAAUAUAUGUUUCUGAGUCUAAAGCUUAGAUUAUAAGUGAUAAUGUGAAUCUGUUUGUCUGUGUGAGUUACAGUAACUAUUAGGAGAGUUCUUGCAGGGUGGUGAACUAAACAACCUUUGGUUCCAGGAUGUUUUACAUACUUUAAGUCUCUACUGUUGGUGGCGUCUGAUGAAUUUUUAAAAGGGCCCGUUUUGAAAAUUUGUAUAGUAAAGAUGUAAAAACUGUAAAAAAAAAAAAAAAAAAGAGAGACACAUCAUCUGCUAAUUUCUCAAACCACACAUUCAUAAAAUAGCACUUUCUGGCAGCCAUGUUGGAGGUCCUAACCUCCUCUACCUGUACUAGUACCAGUUCUAGUGUCCUGUUCAGAGAAACAUUUACACCGAUCAGCCAUAACAUUAUGACCACUGGUGGAUGAAGUGAAUAACAUUGAUCAUCUCGUUAUAACACAAUGUUCUGCUGAGGAACCUUUGGUCCUGACCAUCAUUUGGAUGUUACUUUGUCGCGUACCACCCACCUAAAUAUCGUCACAAACCAAGCACACACACCUCCAAUAGCAACAACACUCCCCACUGUCAGGGGCCUCCUCCAGCAGGAUAAUGUUCCCACCACACCACCUCCAUGGAUCUGACUUGUUCUGGAUCAUCCCACAGAUGCUGAAUCAGAUUGGGAUCUGGGGAGUUUGGAGGCCAGGUCAACACCUUGGGCUCUUUGUCGUGUUCCUGGAGACAUUUCUGAGCAGUUUUUGUGGUGUGGUGGGAGCAUUAUCCUGCUGGAGGAGGCCCCUGACAUUGGGGAGUGUUGUUGCCACUGGAGGGGUGUGCUUGGUCUAAAACAUUGUUUAGGUGUCAAAGUACGAUCCAGAUGAAUGACGGACAAAUGGUUCCUCGGCAGAACAUUGUUUUGUAACAGCUGUCAGUGGUUUUAAUGCUGUGGCUGAUCUGUGUAUAUUCAGGUUCUGACAGAUCCACACUAAGGAAAACUCUCUGCUGCAUCAGAGGGGAUAGGUUUAAUGUCUGUGAGAUAAACAACGGCAGCUUGUUGUUGCUCUUACUUGGUGCGAACAUAAACACUUUGCAUGAGCAGCACUUAACAGACACUUAAACUUGUGUGUAGACAAACAACUGUAAAGAGACGAGAGAGGCAAAUGCAUGAUGUUUUAGUGGAAAUGUGCUACAAAAGGAGGAAACCCUCCUAAAGCCUGGUGGGCAAUGUGAAUGACAUUUUCUUUGCAUUACUUGAUUUAUUAUCUGAUUUUUUGUUUGCCAAAUUGUGAGACUACCAGCUGAAUUAUUUGUAAUGUUACAAAUCAUUUAUCAUCGCCCGAUCAGACAGAGAAUUCCUAAGUAGUUAGCUGAAGUGAAAGACAACAAACUAGGCUACUAUAUGUAUUCUAUACUUAAAGAUUGCCUUUUUUCACACGUCAGCUUAAAAUGACUGACAGUAAUUUCCUCAUCUUUGACUGCAAGGGAUAAAUCAAUUUGUAUCGCUGAGUCUGCAAAAGCUGGCAGGUUGAUGUAAAUAUUGACAACGUGACAUUCAAUUUUAAAGUUGUGUCAUGGAGUUCUGGAAACUAAGAUGCAUUCACUCACUUUCCCCUAUCUCAAUCUUUAGCUCUAGUCUGCUCAGUCAACAGGACCGCAGCUCUGCACUGAGAUCCCUGUCGUCAUAUAUAGCACAGCCAGCACUAAAGAUUUUGACACUUGUCACAAGCAGGUGCCUUUGUUUUUGACAGGUUGUCCACAAAGAUUCUCAAUCAUCCAGGUCAGUGAAUAUUUACACAGAAUAUGUCAAAACACACUAGACUUUCAGUUUGGCGGUGAAAACAUUUUACUGGUUACAUCCCCUCUGUCGACUGGUGGGGAGACUUAAACAGUCAAGAGUCACACAAAUUAGACUCUUACUUGUUAGACCAAGUUAGUCUCAACACUUUUUUAAAAAUCUGUGAAUUUAAACGCACCACAGGGAGCAGAAAACAAAUUGCUAUCUCUACAGGGACCUCCAAGAUGGCACCAGACACAGUUGCUAAGAGUUUUCUAACGCCCUCCACGGUGUACUCACACCCUUGUUCUUUGUGCUCAUAACUCAUUCUGCCAUGUAAUGUUACUGCAUCCAGCAGGAGUAUGGCUGUGUGAUGUGUUAACAUAUUCAGCAGCGAGGCCCCUUUGCCCCUAAUCUGACCCCCUUUUUCAUAGAGCUGGUACAUGUCCUCAGUGAAAACUGCUCCUCACUCGGGCUGCUGUCUAUUAUACAUUCUGACAGAAUCUGCAGGAUCGUCCUGUGAUUUUCUGGUUGACCGACCAUCUGCAGAUCGUGUUUACAUAUCCAGUUAUAAUUGGAUGUAAUUCCUAUAGGCUACGGAACAGUGCAUCUGUUAUUGCUGUUAUGUAGGCUACAAAGCAUCGUGGACCAUGGGUCACAGUUGCGGUUUGACAGCGUUUGAAUCAGCGUUGAAUCUGAAUUAUCUUGUAUCCACUUAAUAUGGUUGGGUUUACUUUUCUGAGAUUUUAAGAUAAGGUAAAAAAGAAAUCUGGGUAUUUUACCAGCUCAGAGCCUGGAUCCAGAGAGGGACCAGCACCUCCAACCUCGUUUUCAAGCCUAACUUAUUAAUGAGUCACACCAUAAAAACGUCAAGAAGGUCAUAUCAGUUUAACUCUCAGAGCUGUGGCUGCUGGAAAUCAGUGCCAACACAACACGUGAGAAAAAUCGUCUUAAAUUACCUGAUUUAAAUCAGAGGGGAAACUCAGUAAACAAGCUGAAGAAUCAGACUAAACUUUCAACAGCCAACACUUUUUAUACUCAACGCUAAGGACACACCAGUCGAUGCUUAUACAAUAUAAUACUGAGGCUCUAUUCACAACUUCUAAUUCAGCAUUUCCUACCACACACAAAAACCAAAAACAUAUUUUUUUCCGUUUUGCUUUCACAACAGCUGUUAUGUUCAGGGUUAUCUACAAUCCUCCAACUGAAUACAGGACUCUUGAUGGCAUUCGAGGAAUUGUUUGUGAUACACACCAUCGUAACAGAGACAUUUGGCACAAAUAAGAUGUUAAAUGUGACGCUCCAGUAUUGAAUGUAUUGAAUUUGUACUUUUUGGUGCCUGUGGUGAAAAAAAAAAAAAAACACAACUCCUCUCUGUUCCAUUUUGAAAGAAAAAAAAGUAUGAAUGAGUUACUGUGAACUUGUUUUUUAGGAUCUUGAGACUCUUGGUACCUUUGUAUAGUCUGCAUGUGAAUAGCUUGUGUACUAGCAUGUCUGGUUUUUGUGUCUGCACCCACACGUUCUUAAAUGAUGUUUAAUAACGAUUUUAAAGAUUUAUGUGUCGGGACACAAAUUCUGAUGGGUUUUUUACAGAAAAUAAUGAAGUAAACAGUGUCCCAUUUAAUUGUGAAGGGCUAUUCAUCACAUUAUCUAUUACCUCUGUGAUUGUCUGCACAAAAUGUGACUGGGAGGUUUAUAGCAAGUUUAAACAAAAGGCUUUUUAAUGCCACUGCUUUGUGGCAUCAGUGGGUAUAAUGACUAUUUCCUUUGCACAUAAUCUGAUGUAAUUUGUUCUAAACAAGGGGGAUAGAGAAUUUAAUUACUAGAAGAUUUAAAAUGAUGAAAACUGCUGUGCCUCUGGGAAAAAAACAAACUCCCAUAAUUAAAUAAAAUUUCAAAACAGAUUUUGCCCCAGUUCUCUGAAACACUGUGGAGUACAAAGUUGGCUUAGUGGAAAUAAUUACAUACAUAAGAUGUUCGCCUGAUAGAGGCAAUAUAACAAAUAUGAAAAGCAUUUUGCAACUAUGUUGAUGUUACACUCAUGGUAAUAUGACUGAUAGCAUAUAUUUUGCCUUAUAGGAGAUUUAAACUGAAAACAGUGCAGGGAGCCGCGUUGUUUCAGUACCAGCAAGACAAAGAUAUACGAUCCACACUAUCCAGCUGGACUAACAUGUGAACGCAUUUAAAAAACACUUCACAACAGUUUGCAAUACUCACAGACAGGAUUUAAUGUUACCAUCAUGGUGCAACUGUUUUCUCAUUUGUCACUGUGAUUGUGAAGUAAAAAAGUAGAAAUAAAACGUUCGUACUACAAAGUAAUAAUGUGCAGCUGCGUGUAUUUGACUGGCCAACGGUGGAUGACACAGCAGAUGUCAGGCCUUGUUCGUCGUCAGCGUACCGGCUACAUCCAAAAUAAUCUGGCCUCGUGGUUGUUACUAACUUAAAACAAACCCUCAUGAAAACUAGCUCAAAUUAACUUAUACGUAGCACUUAGAAAGCAGGUGAAAUACAGGAGGUAACCAUGACCUUGCAAUGAAAUGUAGAUGGGCCAUUAUGUGAGCAGUGCACGAUGAGGUGUUCUGAUUCAUAUGAAAAUAACGAAGCAGGAGUUCCUCCUCCACCAGGCUUGUUAUGUUGAUGUAUCAGAGCAGCUCAGAGUGGAUUAUCAUAUCGUGGCCUGUGACCAAAGAAAAAGGCGAGUACAUUGUCUGCCUUUUUGAAAAGUAUGUGUGUAGUUGGUCUCAGUAAUGAGUUAGCGGAUACUGUAGUGUGAGCACGUUUUGGAUGGGCAACUGCAGCUUAAUGUAUCUUGCACACUGAUUUACACCAGUGGCUAAACCUAACCAGCAUCAUGACACACUUUUUAAACAGACAUAACUAAUCGGCAUCUAACGUGGCCAAAGUAAUAACUCUUAUUAAACAGGCAACAUGUCAUUUAAUAUAAACUGGAAUAAUUCAACAAGAAGCCGAUGGAAAAUGCUUCACCAAAAAAGUUUUAUAUAGAAUAAGGUUUAUACUGAUAAUCACAGUGCAUGUCAAUGUCAGUGAAUGAUGGUUAUUUGGAAGCACAACAGAAUAAAACAUAACCUGCCUCAUUGUGACUCAUUCACAUCAAAUCCUGUUUGUCAACCCAGUGGGAAGACAACUCUGAAAACCAGGCAUUUAUAAAUAGCUAGAAGCUAUUCUGAUGAUGACCAACUCUAGAAAAAAAAUUGCAUUGCUUGUUCUUCAUGGAAAUUUCUUACGGCUACGCAGCAACCUCUAGCUUCACUUUAAUGUUGGUUGUAAAUUGCAGUGGUUUUGCUGAGCAACGUGGCCAAGGACAAACAUUUAGUUCCUCUGCUGUGAUGAUAAGGAUAAUGAGAACUGAUGAGAGCAGUAUCUGUGAGCUGAAUUCAUCCUGGCAUGGUGCUUUCCUUUCUUUCUGUGAACCAGAUAUACUAUAGCUGUAUUGUUUGUUUGUUUGUUUUUAAGAAAUACAGGGUGGUUCUAUCUAACUAUCUUUUCUUUAUUUUGUUUAUGAGGAAAGAUGUAAAUUUGUCAUUAAUCUCCACGAGGCUGCAUCUGAAAUCACUCACUAUUCACUCCAUACUCUACUAAUAUGUGUUUGCCAUUUUAUAUUACAGUGUUGUCCAGUUGUGCAGUGAGAAUUAGCAGAUCUUAUUAAAGUGUACUGAAACUAUCCAGGGGAUGGUUACUAUCAAAGCACUAAACUGCCAAAACAGAAAUGACUUUCAGCAACGCUACAAGUUUUGUUUUAUGGGUUUAGCAACUAACACACUAUACAGUCUGUACUGUGAGUAGGAAAUAGUGUGCAAUUACUGUCCUCUUUUCUUUCUUUUUAACUUCUUUUUUCUGCUCUUCUUUCUCUACCUAGCUGAAAAACCUGAUGCUUGCCUUCUGUCUUUCUGCUCUGAAUACGUUCAGUGACCAGAAAAAGAGACUGUUCAGUGCCACCUUUGACCACUUCUGUCCCUUAGGAGACCUCUAAAGUUUAUGUCGUACAUGACCAAGGUAGAUGUUACUGAUAUCUACUCACUGACAUUAUUUUACACUAAUGUUCCUAGAGGGAUUUUAUGGCAACAGUGACAAGAUGCAAUUUCUUUCCCAAUGAGGUAUUAUCCUGGUUAUGGCACGUACUAUUCAGAUGCUACACAAGGUGAAAUCAUGGCAGGGCAUCUGUGUUGUCUCAUUAAUAUGCUCACUGUCUGAUAUUUUUUUGUUUUUUAUGCUCAUGCUCUGAAGCCCCAUCAUGCAAGAUUCCCAAAGAGGCAGUAAAAGUAAUUCCUUUGGAGAUACAUAAUGGGAUGAGUCAAUGAACCUGAACUGUUCUAUUGUUAAGUUGAGCUUUAGCAUCAAGGGUUUUGACCCCCAGGGUAUUAAAAAAAAGGGCCCACAUUUGUCUACCAAGGGCUGCCUUGCACCCUGCUGAAUAAUAAUUUGUUCACAAAUUAAGAAAAAGAAUGGGUGGUCUUUUGCAGCAGCACAGGCUCCAUUUUUCUGGUCACUGAAUGUACAGCUCCUUAAAGAGACUUUUUAUUUUUUGAUAAUCUGUAGAGAGUAUUGAAUCAAUGGAGAAAAAAAGUUGUGGUUGUGUUUAUGCUUUUUAAAAUUGUCAAGCUCAUUUCUGUCUUGCCUUUGUAUCAAGAGAUAUUUCAAUGUGCCCUAAUGUGUGAGAGGGGCGCAUUUAUGUUCUUGUGAACAGCAAAAUGUCAUUAAUAAUAAAGAUAUUGGUCUUAACUCAUCAACAAGAAAGUACUAAAAUCUCUCUCUGGUCAGUGAAGGACAAAGGUCCUGCAUUUCACAGUAUUUAGUCUGAUUCAUGGCCAACAAACUUUAAACGACUGCUGAAACCUACAGAACUCCUGAGGCCUCAUGAGAGCAUUAAGAUUCAAAGGACAUAGAGCUCCACAGCCCACAAAGCUUAGAAGCAGAUUUAAAACCAAAGAGAGGCGUCAGGGAAUUUUCCAAGGUGAAUUAGAAAAUUCCAGACCAUUUAAAUAGUUCAAACAUGAAAUGCUCAGGUCCAUUUAGAACAGAGACUGAAAUGUGUGCUGACUGACUACAAGUUGACGUCCAUCAUUUGAUCAACAUGGCAGUCACGAUAAACACUACCCAGAAAAAAAGAACAAAGACAGAACAAUAUCACUCAGAAUGCUGGUCAAGAAAAACAAAACUGUAUAUGCAGCCCACAAAAGAGAUGGCAUUUCAGAGAAAAGGAAAGCGACAGAUGUUUAGAUAAAAAUCUAAAAAGAGAGCAAAUAAAAUAUGAGCAACACAGAAAUGCUGCUAUAAAUGCAAGUCACAGAAAGUUCUGUUCACUUUGUCUGGAAACUUUUAAUCAGACAAAGGGAAUAUUGACUUGAAACAUUUCACUCCCUGAACAACAAACAUACAAUCUCUACAAGUUGUUUGCACUUUGUUUCAUAACAGUUCUUUUUUUUUGGUGAUGAAUAUUCAGGAGAUGUGAAUAUACAGCUACAUAAUGUCUUACAUUUAUUUUUCUUUAUCAGGCGAGGAUUUGAUUUGCUUCAUUCAGAGGCUUUUCAUCUUACGACACAAAUAGUUUGAAAAUAUUAUUUGUUACACAUAGCUGCAACUGAAAAAUAUUUCACUGAUCCGACUCAAAACAUUAAACUAGAUAUGAUCUCUACUUCUUUGUCAAUCUGUUAUACUUUCUUGUUGUCA
Molecule: messenger RNA, 11024 nt
Organism: Lates calcarifer (barramundi perch)
Lineage: Eukaryota; Metazoa; Chordata; Actinopteri; Centropomidae
Gene: npffr2a
Product: neuropeptide FF receptor 2a
Exons: 4
Coding region: 299-1579 (426 amino acids)
Biological process (GO): regulation of adenylate cyclase activity; regulation of MAPK cascade; regulation of cAMP-dependent protein kinase activity
Cellular component (GO): membrane
Molecular function (GO): neuropeptide receptor activity; opioid receptor binding; peptide binding
Source: RefSeq, a predicted model, not a curated record